Messenger RNA from Cydia fagiglandana, 5659 nucleotides. RefSeq lists its product as uncharacterized. Bases 678 to 1391 code for a protein of 237 amino acids. The transcript has 8 exons. Lineage: Eukaryota; Metazoa; Arthropoda; Insecta; Lepidoptera; Tortricidae. The record is from RefSeq and is a predicted model, not a curated record.
UCAGUUAAACAUGCGCAACUUUUUAUCAGCGAUUUAUUAUCAGACGCGGUUAUAUAACCGACCGGUACUCCUUCUCCCUCACACGCGCGUCUUGCGAGCGAGAUGCGUUCGGACUCGAGUGAGACGCAGCAUGUUGCAUUAAAUUUCGAUCCUAUUCUGUAAUAUGUUUUGUCCAAUCGCGUCGGAUCUUCGCGUGUUCCGGUUCUUUGUCAUCAAUGGGUCGCCGGGCGAGUCCAUUUCGAGUGCCUCUUAUAGUUCUUUUACGAGAUAUCCUAGUCGAAUGUGGAAAGAGGAAAAGCUGCGGCGGCCUCCGCAUGUAAUAAACCGACCGCUCGAUAACGCAUUCGCGUCGGAAGCGAAGUAUUUAGCGCGAUAGUCUUUAGGCCCUUUCGGCAUUAAUGAGUCGUGCCCACUUCAGCUGACUGCGUCGUACGCGAAGCUACUCUACCUACUCCAGUAGUAGUUCGGCGUUCGAGCCAGGCGGUCGGGUUGCGCGCGUACCCGUGCAAAGCGGAUAUGUCGUUGAUGGUUAAAAUGUUUAUAGAACGUUUCCCAUAGGCGUGACGGUAUUUCGUUGGCUUCGAAGAAGUGAAGUCGUGAAGUGCUCUGCAGAGGCAGUGACGCGUCGAGCCGGCGAGCGACUGUAGCGAGUGCGGGACAAGGCCCGAGGCUCAAUAAUGCUCAAAUUUCUGACCCACAAGUUGCGAACGCAUUCGUUGAAUGAGGAGAACGUUUCCGAGAAGGUCGAGGAGCGGGACUCCGGCACUGAAUCGGACGACGAGGCCGAUCGCGGCGACACCGGUGAUUUUUGUACCGACGUCAUCAUGAAGUGGAACGAUGUAACAGAUAUCAGUAUGGGCGGAGAGGCAUGUGCGUGCGCGCCGACGCCUCGCGCGCUGCCAGAACCCGAGCCAGAUCAGCUCUACGAUCACCACUCUUCAGAAGAAGAGCUAGAGGUCAUAAACGGGGCGCCGUGCGGAGCGACGACGGAGUCGCGGCGGCGCGGCGCGUCCUCGCCGCCGCCCGCGGCGCCCGAGAAGCGCAAGUGGCCCGCGCAGCCCUACGACGCGGACGAGCCCGCUCGCGCGCCCAGCUCCGACGACGAUGACACUAAGGUAGAGACGCCAGUCAGGUUCCGCACGUCACCGCCGCUGGAGGCGCUGAAGCCGCGGCGCGCAGGCGCGGGCGCGGGAUGCGCGUGUGCGGCGCGCGCGCCCGGCUCGCCGCGGCGACGCCGGGCCGCGCUGCCGCCGCCCCGCAGGCACCGCCCCGCGCUAGACUUUGAUAAGAUGCAGCAGCUUAAGGUGGGCGGCGUGCGCUCGUGGCGCGGCGUGGGCUCGCACGCGCAUGCUCACGCGCAUGGCGGCGAGCUUUCCGUCUUCUGCUGGUGAUAGCGCGCAGUGAGUCGUGCUCCCUGUGCGUCGCGUCCCCGGGCGCGCGGCGGCGGCUCCGAGCCGCUCCCCCGCGAGCGGGCCCUAGAUAUCCCAGCACCGUUCCAUAUCAUUGAUAACUGUACACGACAUUUUGAUCUUUUUAUUGCUGACGUUCCUUUUGCACUCAAUAAUGAUACAGUACAAAAUAACGAAAGACUUUAAUAUUGUAACGCUUGUACUAGACGGGCGGGGCGGAUCCGACGCGGCCGCGGGUGGAGCUGGCGCUCGUCGUUUGGGUGCGGGCGAAGUUAUUUUCUAUUUCUUUACGUAUAUCACUCAAGUUUCACCUAUCGUUAUUUCGCAUCGCACGUUUCGACUAAUCCGUUUUCCCUACAGUUUUGGGGGUAGAGGUGUUUACAUUUCAAGUUGUGCCGUUUUAAGUCCUAAAUAAUCUUAUUUCUCAAAGAGAAAUCACACAAUGCUUCCUGUGGCAUGCUUUGGUCGGUGUAGAUACAUGAUGUUAGAAUAUAUGUGUUAGGGCAUUGAAGUUUAAGUUGAUGAUAGUGAGAGUAAUAUCCUAAUAUCAUCUUAACUUGGUGUAUUUGUGUAGGGUCGUGCGCGUCGCGUCGGAUCCUGUGGCGCCUCUUACAGAUAUAUCGUACGACCGUCACAUUAAGUAGUAUUUUUGAGAUAUUUACUGUUUUUGAACGUUGUGUUGACACUGUUACAAUGAUUUGAACGUUUGUAUUAGACGCGGUGACGUUAUAAAAUAAUAUGUGGGUCACAUUUCUGAUCAAUGUGUUACAAUACAUACCUACACGACUCGUAUUAUUUGUACCCGUAGUUACAUUACGUGUUAGAUGUUAACCUUUAUUUCUUUACUCACGGCGCUUCUGUGUCAAGCCUACACUACAGUUGUUAUGACGCUAGACCUGUUGUAGACAGUACCUAUCUCCCAGACCAGACGCGACGUUUGUGUGAAGGAAACUUCGAACUCUAUUACAUACUCCAUCGUGUCCUCAAACACUGUACUUGUUUAUGUGCAUUGCACAAUUAAUUAAUCUGUACUUUUGAGUCGGGCAGCAUGUAGCUUCUGUGUGCUUACAUAUGAUCUUAUAAUAUCACCGAAUAGAUUGGAUCUUCCGCGCGAGACUAUUACAAAGAUUUAUUUAAUUUUUAAUUUAGCGAUGCCAUUGCUAGCUACAUCCAAAAAAUAUUUUUGUUACGAGUUGUGAUAGAAUGGUAUCUCGGGACUGAAGAGUCUGUCAAUUAAACUACGGCUGUUCCUCUGAUUUACAAGACAGAUCAUACCUGAAGUUAUCUCAGUAAUAAAGUACAUUUUAUUCUUUAAAUUAGAUGGACAGCCGUUUUUUAUUAAGGACCCUUAAACUUUUAAUGAUUUGAUCUCGAGCCACGGCUCAAUCUUCGCUCGCAGCGGAUAUGCUUUUCUGCUUGACGUAGAUUGACGCGCGUGGUUCCUACAUAGAUUUUAUAAUAUUUUAUCAAAAUAAAAUGUCAAUUGUAUGGGAGGACGAGUUUGCGCUAAAUCGUUUCUUAGGGCUAUUUUCGGAAUCUGAUUAAAUAUGAGUAUGGGCUGUUUUAAAAUGUUCAUCAAAUAGGUACUUAUCACGUAAACGGAACUUAAUCACGUAGAAAUAAAUUUAUUUACUUUUUCGACAAAUCAUCACGAUAAUUAUAAUAACUCGAACAGUAGUGGUGCGAACAACCCGCGCAGCUAGAGCAUGCUAGUAUCGAUAUCUUCUAGCUGAAACUUGGUCCAAUUCCUCGCAAAGUGUGCCUACGACCAAGGCGCAAUUUCAUGUUCUGGAGUCGAAUCGUCAGGAAAAAGCAAGUACCUUACGCGACUAUUUCCUGUUAAAAUAAUGUGCAAAAGUCGUGAAAGGUUAGGUAAGUAUCUCAAUACUUACAUACUUUAUACCUAGUUGGGGUCAAGUAUAAAUUGGAGUACCUACAUACCCACCCAUAGCAACGGGGCAGUAUGAGUUAGGCGCAAGCUCGUCGUACAAGUUUUGUCGGUUGUAUUGUACCCUAGUUGUAUGUUAUAGUAGUUUUAUUUAGCAGGGCUAAACUUUUCGUUACUCGUUGUGUUAAACGGGAUUAAAGUGGUGCAAGUGGAUUCAGUGAACUUAACGAUAAAGACAAUUUAACAAAUUAAUACCUACGAUUAAAAUAAAGUACUAAGACUUUUUUAAAAUCGCUUGGAAGAAGAUUGUAUGUAUAGAUGUAAGGUAGAAUAAGCAUACAUAGAUGUAGUAGGUAUAACAAAUUUUAAGGCAGAAGCCAGCUCUUGAAUUUAAUUUUUGUGUUGUUUAAUCGCGCGUUAUUGACGAUAUUUGUUACGAUGCCCCUUCCGUUCAAAGUGGUGCUUCAACGGAGGCGGUAGCCAGGGCCGCAUGGCCGCAUAUGACAGUAUGUAACUGAGUUUUGUUUGUGUUAUUUACUGAAUUAGCAGGUAUUUAAACUAAAAUCCACUAAGUUUUUUCAGUUUAUCGCAAUACAUUAUAUUAUGUACUAAAUCACUUAUAGGGAGACUUCCACUCGAUAAAAUGGCACGGGUAACGUGCCUACCACAUACCUGUUUUAAAAUAUCACGUCAAUAUGAUUAGUCGAAGUCUCUUCACAUCUAGUUACUUUUGCGGCAAUGAUUCAUUAUGAUUGUCGAGACUUGUAAUUAUUUUUGUUAUGAAAAAACAAACAAAAAAAAAUUACAAAUCUCGAAACUAUGCUUACGAAUUAUCUCGAGCGAGUAAACUUGCUGCCAAGCUUUAAUGGAAAUUUUAAUGCCCCAUUGAUGCUCGACGGCCGAUUUUAGCUUUACCUUCUAUAUAUGCUGUUAUUAUGCAUAUGUAUUAUGUGAAGACAAUAGAAUACCUAACGCAUGCGGUAUUGCCCCCGUUGUAGCACCAUGUUGUGCGCAUAUGGGCUAAAGCGCCGAAGCCCUACCGUGGGCCCUUUUAGUUAUGCUUUUUAAAUUGAAGAAUUUAAAGGCGGCAGGUCGUGAACUUAUUGUAACGUACACAAACUUAUCCGUGAUGACAAUUUUGUUGCAAGUAGUUUUAAUAUCAACCUCCAUAUUUGUCUUUAAAAUAAUUGGAAAAUAAAUGAAAAAUGUCGAGAAUACUUUGUCAACGUUUUUUUUAAUUAUCUGUACACCCUUCAAUAUGCAAUUAUAUAGAUGCAUUAGAAUACGGUACGUGGGACGAGAAAACUACAAUUUGAUCCCCUAAAAUUAUGCCAUUUUUAGGGAAUUGGGGGAACAUUUAGCUAUAUAGUUGGUGGUACAUCCGGAUAGCUUUGUGUCGAAAGUUCAGUUUCCAACAUUAAUCAGUCAUGAAGAACUGACAGGUAUACUCGUACUUGAGGCCGAUUCUGUUUAAAUAAUUGUUAAGUGUUUUAUCUUGUUUUGAUACGAACUUAAGGCGGCCUCCUGUUCUUUUAUGAUACGGUGUACGGUGUGUUAAUUAACAUUCAACGUACACAUUCCGAGACUGCCAUUAAUGUCGGAAACUUUGUUUGUAGCAAUCAUGUGAUGAAUUGAUGAUUUGAUGAAAGUAGAUUUUGUAUGGAUAUUGGUCGACUGUGUCUGUUUUUAUUCAUGUCGUAACCCAAUCACUAUUUGAAUUAAAUGCUCGUUGCCUGAUAAUAGUGAUAACUAAAAAUACCCCAGAGUAACACCUGUUCUAGUUUUUCAGAUGUUAUACUGAAAAAUAACCAGUAUUUAGUUUGUAUAAUUAUUCAGUACUUAUUUAUUAAUUAACCCUAAUUAUCAAUCAGCAGAUAAAAUUCCUAAUUAACUCUCUUACUACGUUAUUGUGCUACUAAGUGCUAUGCCGUAGACCGUAGCCCUAUUUGCCGUUAAGGCUCCGUCACACAUGCACGUUUUGCGAGCGGGGCGUGCCGCUUUUGCAUAUAAAACGCUCACACGCCGUCCGGAAAACGUGCCUAUGUGACGGAAUCUUUACGUAGCGAAGACUGGUAGUUAUUAAAUUUACGGGUGGACAUCCUGGACUUCUCUCAUAUUUGAAAAUACUAUCACUUAUCACUAUCAGGUACCGGUACAAAUCUACUGUUUUCUUAAUUUUGAACCUUAAAUUUAUAACAAUAAAGGUUUUUCAUAGAGGAAAGGUUCAUGUGUAUUUCAAGCUUGGCCUACCGGGCAGCCCGUGGGGCCCGCGGAGCAAUCAGUGAUAUUUUACAAUAAAUUAUUUUGUUUUUAUAUAUUGAAUUAACAAGCGUAAUAAAGAGUGAGCAAUGGCACAUCUUAA